Molecule: messenger RNA, 1403 nt
Organism: Drosophila busckii
Lineage: Eukaryota; Metazoa; Arthropoda; Insecta; Diptera; Drosophilidae
Gene: speck
Product: dopamine N-acetyltransferase
Exons: 4
Coding region: 314-1129 (271 amino acids)
Molecular function (GO): N-acetyltransferase activity
Source: RefSeq, a predicted model, not a curated record
CGCGUAUAUAAACUGGCAACAGCUGUGGCUGCUGCUCAUUCAUUGUUAUUAACGCGGCAGGAGUGUUGGCAGCUCAAUUAAGGACGAACAUAAACAAAAUUGCAUGCAAAAUUAGCGCAGCUUUGUAACUGUCAAAUUCGCGUUCAAUCACUUCGCCGCUCUUUGCUGCGUGUGUGUUUUUAUUUUUUUAUCUACGCUGUGCAUAAACAAAAAUAUAAAUUUGCGCAUAAACAAUAAGCAAACAAAAAACAGCGCGCGCCAAAAAAAUCAACACUAGGGAUUUUCCUACAAAGUUCAAAGCAUAAUAUUUAUUAUGGAAGUUCAAAACAUACACAAGCAGCAGCUGCUGCCCAGCGCACAUCAAAUCCUUGAUGCCAGAUGUGGGCUAAACGAUUUGUAUCCCAUAGCGCGUUUGACACAGAAACUGGACGUGCUCAAUAUGUCAGCGACAAUGGAUAAAGAAUGCCCCUAUACCAUUGAAUUAAUUCGGGAAGAGGACGCUGCGGAGGUGCUGCAAAUGCUCAAGACAUUUUUCUUUAAGGAUGAACCACUGAAUACAUUUCUUGAUCUGGGCGAGUGCAAAGAACUGGAAAAAUAUUCAGUUAAAUCGCUCAAGGAUAAUUGCAGCUACAAGGCAGUCAACAAGAAUGGCGAGAUCAUUGGAGUAUUCUUAAAUGGAUUGAUGCAUAGAUCGUCAGCUACAGAUGCACCAGCUGAGAAGGCGGCGGAUUCCUGCGAACAUCCCAAGUUCAAGAAAAUAUUGUCGCUAAUGGAUCAUGUGGAGGAUCAGUUCAACAUCUUUGAUCUUUAUCCCAGCGAGAAUGUCAUACUCGAUGGCAAAAUCAUUUCCGUAGACACCAAUUAUCGUGGUCUGGGCAUUGCCGGACGUUUGACGGAACGCGCCUAUGAGUACAUGCGUGAGCAGCAUAUUAAUGUCUAUCAUGUGCUCUGCUCCAGUCACUACUCGGCGCGUGUUAUGGAGAAAUUGGGCUUCCAUGAAGUGUUUGAAAUGAAAUUCGCCGAUUAUAAGCCGCAGGGUGAGGUCGUCUUCAAGCCGGCACAGCCACAUGUGGGCGUGCGCAUACUGGUCAAGGAGCUGGAGCAGAGCAAGCCCACAUCGAGCUUGUAAUUCCUUUGCUGAGGCAUUUUGUAGAAACAUAUGUGAUUUUUUAGUUUGUAGUUUUUGGUGGCGGGGCAUCUAGACAAAUAUGUAUUUCAGUUCAUUCAAUUUUAAAUAGAGUACGAUUAGCGCAAAAUACACACACACACACACACAAACAAACAUACAUGUACAAGUUUAUAAAAAAUAUUUAUACAAUUUCAUUUGGCCCACGCAAUGUUAAUUUUAAGUGUUUAGCAUGUGCUCAAAGAUUUCUAUGAAUAAACAUAAAAUAGUUCUUGAA